Molecule: messenger RNA, 1474 nt
Organism: Boeremia exigua
Lineage: Eukaryota; Fungi; Ascomycota; Dothideomycetes; Pleosporales; Didymellaceae
Product: transcription factor IIA, alpha/beta subunit
Exons: 4
Coding region: 289-1464 (391 amino acids)
Biological process (GO): transcription initiation at RNA polymerase II promoter; transcription by RNA polymerase II
Cellular component (GO): transcription factor TFIIA complex
Source: RefSeq, a predicted model, not a curated record
GGCCGAACACCAGUACACCACCCCAGACCUCACGACCACCAUCGUGAAAGCGCUUGCACCCGUCACACAAGACCCGCCGUCUGCAUAUCCCAUAUCCGUAGUCAAUAUACACAAGCGCAGAAGCUCCACGAAGCGCGCGCACUCUGCCGUACCUGCAGCCUCAGCUGUGACGUUGCCUGGCCUGCCAGCACCGCCGACCACCAGCACCACGCAAGCAACUGUCGCACGCUUUGCGCAAUCGCCCACGUCGUCCUCCUUGAUAGUCAGCGCCAGUGGCAGCCGGACGCCAUGUCGAACCAGGUGGUGGGCAAUGUCUACCAGCAGAUCAUCGAAAAGGUCAUCCAGGCUUCGCAGAAUGAUUUCGAGGAGUUCGGCGUGGACCAGUCGACGCUCGACGAGAUGAAGCAGGGUUGGCAAGAGAAGUUGUCUGCGCUCAAGGUCGCCCAAUUUCCCUGGGAUCCUCAGCCGGAGCCAGUGCGCCAACCGCCCACUGUGCCGUCGAAUGUCAAGGUCGACCAUGACUUGCCUCAGGUAUCCGCGGCGCCGGAACACGUGAACUUCCCUAAUGCUCAGAUCAAAACAGAGACUCCCUAUCAGCCACAUCCUCCUUCCAACUACCCUCAGGCCCAAGCCUAUCCGGGUGGUGGAUACGAUCAGAACCAUGGUCUUGCUCAACAGCGAGCACACAACCUGGUCAUGCAGCGUCAGCAGCAGAACAACAUGAUGCCACAACAGUCAAACUUCCCGAAUCUUCCUCAGCAGAACCUUCACCUUCCACCGCAGGGUCAGCACAUGUCCCAACAGCAGCGGAUGAUGGCUCCACAGCAGCAGCAGAUGCAGCGUCCACCCCAGCAGCAGCUACCCCAGCAGCGCCCACCACAACAGCAGCAGCAGCAGCAGCAACAACAGCAGAAUAACGGCAACCUCUACAACUCACAAACAGAUGGUGCCGGAGAAGGCCUGGAAGACUGGAAGGCGUUCCUCGCCGCACGGAGGGCCGCAGAGACGGAAGAGGGUCGUACCGCCGCUGACGAGUUUAUGCGCGCUCGUGUCGAUGCCAUGGCAAUGCAACAGGACAGUGGACUCAUGGUACCACUCGACUCGCUGCCAAAGGGCAAGAAGCGGAGAGCGGCGGUCAAGGUACUCCAGGCUAAGCAGGCUGAAGCAUCGUCGUCAACGGCGCCGAGUGCGUCAGUGCCCGGGAUGUUUGAUGGUCCCGAUGAUGAUAUUAAACCUGGCGAAGAAGACCCGGACGAUGCUAUCAACUCUGAUCUUGAUGACCCUGAAGAUGAUCUGAACGACGGGGAUAACAGCGAUGAUGACAUGGUAGAUUAUAUGCUGUGUACCUAUGAUAAGGUGCAGCGCGUCAAGAACAAGUGGAAGUGCACUUUGAAGGACGGUAUCUUGACCACGAACAAGAAGGAAUAUCUGUUCCACAAAGCCAACGGUGAAUUUGAGUGGUAACAGCUUAAUG